Molecule: messenger RNA, 1873 nt
Organism: Condylura cristata (star-nosed mole)
Lineage: Eukaryota; Metazoa; Chordata; Mammalia; Eulipotyphla; Talpidae
Gene: SPATA46
Product: chromosome unknown open reading frame, human C1orf111
Exons: 3
Coding region: 1130-1873 (247 amino acids)
Biological process (GO): fertilization
Cellular component (GO): nuclear membrane
Source: RefSeq, a predicted model, not a curated record
UUUCUAUUCCGUCGUAUUCUGAUGUUCCAGAACAGCCUGCAAGGAAGGCACCCAAGGGAGCUGUGUUCUCCACAGUGUCCUGCAAACAUUAAACACUGUAAAUCCAAACAGGAAGCCAAUUCUGACUCACAUGCACAGAUGCUCACACACGCCUCGACUGGCGCUGUCAGGUGGGGACGUGUGGACUGGCCGACUGUCCUGCAGCACACCCACACCACAUUUAAGUCUGAUGCACUGUAGGCAUCGAGUUGAAAGUGUAAUGAUUACCUACAACGGGGUACCUUGGUUUGAUCUUCAAAUUAGUAUGAGCAAAAAUAUCCCCCUCCCAUGUGAGCUAGGAUGUUAUACAGCAUGUGAUGCAGCGAGAAGGGGGCAGCCUUGCCACUCUGGCCCAGGUCUCACCAGCACAGUGCCUGUAACGAGCAAGAUGGUACUGAGUAAGCCACCCACUGGGCUUUAGUCAUUUGCUAAAAAUAAACAGGAGCAGUCAUUGAAAACAAUACCCAGUUCCUAUUCUUAGGGAGUAUGCAUUGACGUGUUUAGGCAUAAGGGGAGCUGUGUUGUAACUUACCUUCAAGUAGUUACAAAAAGUGGAUGUACACCCAGAAAGAGAGAGGUGAGGGAGUGAGUUCUACAGUAAGCGGGGUAAAAUGUUAACAGGACAAUGUGGAUACGGGACCUAUGAUGUUCUGUGGACUCGUUUUAUUUUUUUACCUUUUAGAAGCAAAAUGACAAAAAUAUCGGAUGGCAGAAGCCAGGUAGAUGAAGCAGAAGACAAGAAAGAAGGUCAUUCAAGGAAGAAGCUCCAGAGCCAUGUGGGGUGACAGGAAGGUGACAGGGGUGUGGGAGGAGAGCAUGACACAGAAGAGAUGCUAAACCACAAAGGAUCACGUUUCUCCCUUCUCUCUGGGUGUCCUCGUCACGGUAAGACACUGAGGAAGGACAGGCCAACAAAUGGUUGAAGAGGUCACCUUUGCCCGCAGCAGCCCCGUCCCUGAGGGAGCCCCUACCUGGUGAAUGGAAUCAUGUGAACUUGUGAUGUCAGCUGGGCUCAGAAUGUUUGUCACCUGGACAACCCGGCCGGCCUCCAGGGAGCAGUGUGUGCCGUCAUACCCUACGCUAGUCAGACAUGGAGAACUUCUCACUCCUCAGCAUUUCUGGACCUCGAAUGUCUUCCUCUACCCUGAGCACUUUCCCUGACAUUAUGUCCUCACGUGCCACCAGCUUGCCAGACAUUACAAAGACUGCAUUAUCCACGGAGGCUUCCAUCCCAGUUCAGACCCUGCAGCCCCAGUACAAAAGCAGCAUUCUCCGGCACGGGGUGCCUAACACAGUGCUCUCGCCAGACUACAUCUUGGGGGACCCCCAGAAUGGGGAGCAACUGAGGCGGAACUGCACCAUCUACCGGCCCUGGUUCUCUCCUUACAGCUACUUCGUGUGCAAAGACAAGGAGAGCCACCUGGAGGCCUACAACUUGCCAGAGGUGCAACAGGACGAGGGCAGGGGGGACAGCUGCUUCCCUGAGGAUGUGGCUGAGAGCCUUCGAUCAUCCUCUUCCUCCCCAGAGAACACCUGCCUCCGAGAGGCCACCGAGAGAUCCCAGCACAGCCUGGACUCAGUGGACUACAUCACGUCCGAGGACAUCCUAGAGGCCUGCAGGUGGCACCCGCCACAGCAGAGCGGCUUCAAGUGUGUGGCCUGCUGCCGCAUGUACCCCACCCUGCACUCCCUCAAGAGCCACAUCAGGGGGGGCUUCAAGGAGGGCUUCAGCUGCAAGGUGUACUACCGCAAGCUCAAGUCCCUCUGGGGCAAGGAGCAGAAGGCCAGGCCAGGGGACAGGCGCUCUACAGGCAGUGCCCAGGCCUUCAAGUAG